Metschnikowia bicuspidata var. bicuspidata NRRL YB-4993 is the source of this 1311-nucleotide messenger RNA. It is a transcript of the gene CLB4, whose product is annotated as B-type cyclin. The transcript has 2 exons. The record is from RefSeq and is a predicted model, not a curated record. Bases 1 to 1311 code for a protein of 436 amino acids. Gene Ontology annotation, cellular component: nucleus; centrosome; cytoplasm. Gene Ontology annotation, molecular function: cyclin-dependent protein serine/threonine kinase regulator activity. Gene Ontology annotation, biological process: regulation of cyclin-dependent protein serine/threonine kinase activity; mitotic cell cycle phase transition. Lineage: Eukaryota; Fungi; Ascomycota; Pichiomycetes; Serinales; Metschnikowiaceae.
AUGUCCCAUGACCACACCACAUCCCAGGCGCGCGCCUUGGCAGAGAACCACGGCCGCCGGGCCUCGUUGCUGCUGAGAAGGGUGCUUUCGUCGAUUUCUACGAACCUCGCAGCUACCCGUGUUUCAAAGCCAGAAGAAAACAAACGCAGGCGCCAUGAUCUGCGCGAGCCCGGCCAAGAGAAUGAUCCCGUGAGACUCUUGAGCUCGUCCGUGCUGAAAACCUCGUUUUCCGAAGGUGGUCUAAUACGCCACCACUUCGAUGCCAUCUCACUGAGUGCCCAUGAUGUCACCGAUUCAGAAGAGGACAACAACACUCCGCGUCUGAUGUACUCGGACGCGCUCAAUCAUAUAUACGACGAUGACGACGAGGAAGAUGAGGAGGAAGACGACCUCGAGAAUUUGGCUCAGCAGCAGCCACAGGAGCCGAAGUGGAACAGGGCGAUUUUCGACGAAUUGAAGUACGUGAUGCGGAAAUACUCGGACACAAUUAUGGAUGAGAAUGACGAGGAUACAUAUGAUGUGACGAUGGUAGCGGAAUACGCUCCUGAGAUCUUCAACUAUUUGCAUGAGCUCGAACACAAAAUGGCACCGGACGCGAACUAUAUGGACGACCAGGACGAAUUGAAAUGGGAAAUGCGAUCCGUCUUGGUGGACUGGGUCGUGCAGGUGCAUCAGAGGUUCAAUUUGCUUCCUGAAACGUUGUAUUUGACCAUCAAUUACAUUGACCGCUUCUUGAGUCGACGUAAAGUGUCAUUAUCGCGGUUCCAGUUGGUUGGUGCAGUGGCCCUUUUUCUUGCUGCAAAAUACGAAGAGAUCAACUGCCCCACAGUGCAGGAAGUUGCGUACAUGGCCGACAAUGCAUACACUGUUCAAGAGUUCCUCAAAGCAGAGCUGUUUUUGAUUGGCGUGUUGGAGUUCGAGAUGGGAUGGCCCGGACCGAUGUCCUUUCUCAGACGCACAUCCAAAGCAGACGAUUAUGAUUACGAGACCAGAACAUUAGCCAAAUACUUUUUGGAGAUCACCAUCAUGGACCACCGCUUUGUGGCCUCGCAGCCAUCGUGGCUUGCAGCGGGCGCACACUAUCUACUGCGGAAGAUGCUCAACAAGGGAGCGUGGACGGAACUCCACGUGUUCUACUCGGGCUAUACCGAAGAGCAGUUGAAACCUUUGGCAAGAGUAUUCAUGGAUAUUUGCACAAAUGCAGAGACCAGCCACAAGGCGAUCUACGAAAAGUACCAGGAGCGCAAGUACCGGCGCUCCUCUCUUUUUGUUCAGGAGUUCCUUCGAGCCAUGCGCCAGGAAGAAGAGUAA